AUGUGCCACCCAGUCCGCAGCUGCACUCUGAACCACGAAGACGGAUUCUCCUCUGCCUUUGUGGUGGCUCACGAAACCGGACAUGUCCUGGGCAUGGAGCACGACGGCCAGGGGAACCGCUGCGGGGAUGAGACGUCCAUGGGCAGCGUCAUGGCUCCGCUGGUGCAGGCCGCCUUCCACAGAUACCACUGGUCCAUGUGCAGCGGCCAGGAGCUGCGCAGAUACAUACACACUUACGACUGCCUGCUCGACGACCCUUUCAAACACGAGUGGCCACAGCUUCCUGAACUCCCCGGGAUCAAUUACUCCAUGGACGAGCAGUGUCGCUUUGACUUCGGGGUGGGAUACAAGAUCUGCACGUCCUUCCGCACAUUUGACCCGUGCAAACAGCUCUGGUGCAGUCACCCAGACAACCCGUACUUCUGUAAGACCAAGAAGGGCCCGCCGCUGGACGGUACCGAGUGUGCACCAGGAAAAUGGUGCUACAAAGGACACUGCAUGUGGAAGAAUCCCAACCAGGUGAAGCAGGACGGGGCCUGGGCCUCGUGGGGCAGGUACGGCUCCUGCUCGCGCUCCUGUGGGACUGGAGUGAGAUUUAGGACACGACAAUGCAACAACCCAGCGCCUUCGAACGGUGGCCAAGAUUGCCCAGGACUCAACUUUGAAUACCAGCUCUGUCACACCGAGGACUGCCCCAAGCACUUUGAAGACUUCCGCGCUCAGCAGUGCCAGUUGCGCAACUCUCAUUUUGAAUUUCAAAAUGCCAAACACCACUGGCUCCCCCACGAACAUCCGGACGCCAAUAAGAGAUGUCACCUAUACUGCCUGUCGAAGGAGACUGGGGACGUGGCGUACAUGAAGCAGCUGGUGCAUGAUGGGACGCGGUGUUCGUACAAAGAUGCCUACAGUGUGUGCGUACGUGGGGAAUGUGUGAAAGUCGGCUGCGACAGAGAGAUUGGCUCCAACAAGUUAGAAGACAAGUGUGGGGUGUGUGGCGGGGACAACUCGCACUGUCGCACGGUUAAAGGCACUUUCACCAGAACUCCAAAGAAAGCAGGGAAGAUCAGAGGAGCCUUUUUCUUGCCUAAAGGAGCUCGAAAUGUGUUUUUAAAUGAAACUGAAGACUCUCGAAAUGUGCUGGGUGUGCUUAAGAUGUUUGACAUUCCCCCCGGAGCCAGACACGUGGUCCUUCAAGAGCACGAGUCCUCCUCUCAGAUCCUGGCCAUAAAGAACCAGGCGACCGGACACUACGUGCUGAACGGGAAAGGGGAGGAGCUACGGUCGCGGAGCUUCAUCGACCUCGGCGUGGAGUGGCAUUACAUCAUCGAGGACGAGGUGGAGACGCUGCACACGGACGGGCCCCUACACGACCCGGUGGUGGUUCUGAUUAUACCCAGGAACAAUGACACUCGCUCUACACUCAUGUACAAAUACAUCAUCCAUGAGGACUCGGUUCCUCUGAACAACAACAACGUGAUUCAGGAGGACACGUAUGAGUGGGCUCUGAAGAGUUGGUCGCCCUGUUCUAAGCCCUGCGCCGGAGGAUACCAGUACACCAAAUACGGUUGCAGAAAGAAGGGCGACACCAAGAUGGUCCACAGAGGAUACUGCGACGCCAGCAAGAAGCCCAAACCCAUCAGACGCAUGUGCAACCUCCAGGACUGCAGCCAGCCUCAGUGGGUGUCAGACGAGUGGGAGCACUGUACCAAGACGUGUGGAAGCCUGGGCUUUCAGAUCCGGACGGUGCGCUGCCUUCAGUACCUCCCCGACGGAAACAAUCGCUCCAUCCACACCAAGUACUGCGGCGGAGAGAAGCCCGAGAGCCGCAGGGCCUGCAACAGAAGCCCCUGCCCGUCCCAGUGGAGGACCGGGGCCUGGGCCGAGUGUUCAGUGACGUGUGGCGAGGGUUGGGAGCGCCGCCUGGUCACCUGUCGCCUUGGAGACCAGUGUUCCGGAGACAAACCUGAGACCGUUCGCCAGUGCAGACCUCGCCCCUGCCACGAUGAGCCUUGCCACGGAGACAAAUCCAUCUUCUGUCAGAUGGAGGUCCUGGCUCGCUACUGCUCCAUCCCCGGCUACAACAAGCUCUGCUGCGAGUCCUGCAGUCGCCGAGGCUCCCUGUUCUCCGAGGCGCUCGACCCAGAGGAGCACGUUCGCUUCGGGUCGGCCUCCCAGCUCCUGGAAACCCUCGCGGCCAACGCCACCCGUGUUUCCAAACAGGCAGCGACCAAAGCCACCACCAAAGCCACCACCAAAGCCACCGCCAAAGCCAACCGGCCGCGCGCCACCUCUGCUACGCCUGCCAAACCCAAACAUAGCCUCUCAAAAACCUCCAGCUCUCCCAGAAGGCUCCCGCGGCAGACCGGCGGCCAUCUUUCAUCCAGCCCGAGCCUCUCCAGUCGACGGCCUGUGGCUUAUUCCCAAGUGGAAAGAUGA
Molecule: messenger RNA, 2436 nt
Organism: Knipowitschia caucasica
Lineage: Eukaryota; Metazoa; Chordata; Actinopteri; Gobiiformes; Gobiidae
Source: the annotation of a GenBank genome assembly